Octopus bimaculoides (California two-spot octopus) is the source of this 1915-nucleotide messenger RNA. RefSeq names its product aromatic-L-amino-acid decarboxylase. Gene Ontology annotation, cellular component: cytoplasm. Lineage: Eukaryota; Metazoa; Mollusca; Cephalopoda; Octopoda; Octopodidae. Gene Ontology annotation, molecular function: pyridoxal phosphate binding; aromatic-L-amino-acid decarboxylase activity. Gene Ontology annotation, biological process: amino acid metabolic process; serotonin biosynthetic process; catecholamine metabolic process. The record is from RefSeq and is a predicted model, not a curated record.
UCCCUCCCUCUCUCUCUCUCUCUCUGUCCCCAUCGCGCAAACAGCCUCUUUCUCGAUGUUAUCGUCCUGUCUGCUGCUACUAAAAUACAUGCUACACAACAUCACUUAAGUGUAUUUCUUACCAGACAACACCUGUCGUCAUCAGAUUUUCAUUGAACAAUUUUCUAUUGAAACAUCUCUGUGAGCAGAUCUAAAUUUGUCUAAAGACAUACCCGCUCCAAAGCUACACAUCACAUAUUCUAUCACUGUCAUUCACCAUAGCAACAGGAAAUUUCACAACCUUUCGAUUUACCCGUGAUACGGAUUGCGAAAAAUGGAUUCUCAAGAGUUUCAGGUUGCCAGUCAACAGAUGAUCAAAUUCGUGGCUGAUUAUUUAGAAAACAGUCGAGAACGUCGUGUACUUCCGGAUGUAAAGCCAGGCUUCAUGCGUCCACUUCUACCCGACCACGCUCCUCAAGACCCAGAAAAAUGGGAAGAUUUAUUUAAAGACAUUGAAAGAGUUAUUAUGCCAGGGGUUACUCACUGGCAACAUCCUAAAUUCUUCGCCUAUUUUCCAACUGGCUGUUCCUACUCUUCGAUUGUUGCUGAUAUUCUUUCUGAUGCCAUCGCAUGUAUUGGAUUCAGCUGGGCUUCGUGCCCUUCCUGUACGGAGUUGGAAGUUAUCGUUUUAGAUUGGCUGGCAAAAGCAUUGAAACUUCCGGACUGUUUUCUCUCCACUUCCGAUGGACCAGGUGGCGCUGUUAUUCAGGGAACAGCCAGCGAAGCAACACUUGUGGCAGUUCUUUCUGCCAGAACGAAGUUUUUACAUAAAUUGAAAGAGGAGAAUCCUGGAAUGGAGGAUGGAAUAGCACUUACCAAAUUAGUGGCUUACAAUUCCACACAAUCCCAUUCUUCAGUUGAGAGAGCCUUUCUGAUUGCUUUAGUAAAACACCGCAGUUUAAAAGCUGACGACAAACGCGCUCUGAGAGGAGAGACGUUAAGAAAAGCAAUCAAGGAAGACAAGGCUAAGGGCCUCAUCCCAUUUUUCGUGUGCGGUACCUUAGGAACAACUUCAACAUUGAGCUUUGAUAAUAUUGAAGAACUGGGUCUCGUUUGUAAGUUUAAUCAAAAAGGUUUUACUGAUUGUAACUACGCAACUGGUACUUAAUUUAUAAACCCCGAAAGAAUGAAAGGCAAAGUCGACCUCGAAUCCUUCAACUUUAAUCCCCACAAAUGGCUUCAAGUGAACUUUGACUGUUCGGCAAUGUGGAUAAAAGAUAGUCGAAACAUCAGUCAGGCCUUUUCUGUUGAUCCUGUUUAUCUGAAACACGAGAACGAAGGAAUCAUGCCAGACUACAGACAUUGGCAUGUACCAUUAGGAAGGCGCUUUAGAGCCUUGAAACUCUGGUUUGUUUUGCGACUGUUUGGCAUCAAAAAAUUGCAAGAAAUUAUAAGACGGGAUAUCAAAUUGGCUGCAGAGUUUAAAAAGUUGAUUGAAGCUGACGCAAGAUUCGAGAUCUUUGGCGAAGUUGUAAUGAGCCUCGUUUGCUUUCGUUUAAAGGGCAGCAACGAAAUUAAUGAACAGUUAGUGAAAGAGAUCAAUAAUGAUGGAAGAAUCCACUUGGUGCCAUCUAAGUGUGAUGAUACAUUCUUCCUUCGGUUUUCUAUCUGCUCCAACCGUACCACAUAUGAAGACGUACAGCAUGCUUAUAAAGUGAUCACAGAAAUAGUCGAGAAAAUAAAGCAGAACUCCCGAGUAUCGUUGGAUUCCAAAUGAAAUAUUUAUUCACAUCAAGUUACAUAUUUUUCAGUGUAACAAAAUAUUUUAAAAUGUUAUUUAUUUUCAUAAAAAAAUUGUUCUUUCAUAGAAAGAAAUCGUAUUCGUUUUGGUUUAAAUAAUAGAAAUUUCCGAGUAAACUUAAAGUGGGCAGAUUUA